AUGGUUAGGGAGAUGGUGAUCCGAUUCUUGCGGGAAGAGGUCCAUCGAAUACUUGAGGAAGAGAAACUCGCCGAGCUGAAAAAGUUCCUCGAUAAGGAGGAAAUUCCUAUGGGAAAACUUCUAAGAGAAGUUUGGGACUGCCUCGGCAAUUGGAAGAACAACUUGCAGGGGCAGGUAAUAACGAGGAAGCUCGGCCUCUUGACAAAGGUCGAAUGGGGCGCCAAGCACAAAAAGCCUCGUUUUCCGCCUUCUUACCCACUAGGACGCGUGGCGUACUAUGGCGUAUGGGUUUCACACAGAAUGGUGAUGUCCGGCAGAGCGCAUCGACGUUGGUCGUGCUGUGGUGGCCUGGGCAUAUGGUAUCCCCUGGGUCGCCGUGUCCCGGGCAGGAACCAGCUGGCCACUUAUAGUGUCAGACAGGAGAGGUUCGAGAAGGAGUUCAAGCAGGUCUCGAACUUAGUCGAUAAGAUUACAAAGGUCGUUCUCAAGGAGUAG
This is a messenger RNA of Penicillium mononematosum, 495 nucleotides long. RefSeq lists its product as uncharacterized. Bases 1 to 495 code for a protein of 164 amino acids. Lineage: Eukaryota; Fungi; Ascomycota; Eurotiomycetes; Eurotiales; Aspergillaceae. The record is from RefSeq and is a predicted model, not a curated record. The transcript is spliced from 3 exons.